AUGGUGCCAAACAGCGAACGAGCAGAGUUUAUUAAAUUGGACACAAGAGCACCUGCACGAAAAAUUGUGGCAGAGAUUAGCGAUAGCGAAGAAGAAGACGACGAGGAUUUGGAUUUCAGACAAGUUUCCGAUUUCCGGCCGACGCUCACUCAAAGGCAAAUGGUUUUUCGAAUAAUUCUCAUCGCCCUCUUGUACUAUCCACUAUCCAUUGGCCUCACAUUUUAUCAAAAAUGGUUUAUUAAAACAUACAAAUUGCCAUUGCUUGUUGUUAGUGGUCACUAUGUUAUCAAAUAUCUUCUCGCGAUUGUCAUUCGAUUUGUAUAUGAAUGUAUUUGGAGUACUAGAAUGAGAGUUUCGUUCAGUGAUCAACUUAGAUGGUUAGCUCCAAUUGGAAUCACUGCUUCAAUGGAUAUUGGAUUGUCAAACUGGGCUCUUGAAUACGUAACCGUUAGCCUUUACACUAUGGCCAAAUCGUCUUCAAUUCUCUUUAUUGUCGCCUUUUCUUUGCUGUUAAGGCUCGAAAGAUGGCGCGCUUCUUUAGGCCUCGAAGCGGGUCUCAUCGCUUGUGGUUUGUUUCUGUUCACAUGGAGAUCGUCUCAACUUGACGUCAAUGGUUUAUUCUUGGUCGAACUCGCUGCGGCAUGCACCGGAAUUCGGUGGACAGUCUCUCAAUUGGUGAUGCAAAAGGAGGAUUCGGCGGUUCGACAUCCACUCGACAUGGUUGCUCAUGUUCAGCCAUGGAUGAUGAUUCCGAUUCUUCCGAUGGUCUGGGCAUUUGAAGGUGCUGAGAUCAAUUGGAAAUCAGUAUUCUCCUACAACGGUCAAUAUGAUCCAUGGCUUGUUGUCAGUCUGAUUUUUGGCGGAGGAUUUCUCGCAUUUUGCAUGGAACUCAGCGAGUACCUUCUUCUUGUAAAUACUUCUGGAAUUACCCUAAACAUUUUUGGAAUUGUCAAGGAAGUUGCAACCCUCCUUCUAGCUCAUAUUUUAAAUAAUGACACAUUAUCAGAGAUCAAUAUUGUUGGUUUGAUCCUUUGCCUAAUUGGGAUGCUAAUCCACGGCAUGAAUAAGCGAAGAUAUAGACCGCUUAACCGAAAGCCCGUCGCUACCGACGACGAAUUUGCAUUGCUAACCAAAUCUGCUUAA
Caenorhabditis bovis is the source of this 1143-nucleotide messenger RNA. Lineage: Eukaryota; Metazoa; Nematoda; Chromadorea; Rhabditida; Rhabditidae. The record is from the annotation of a GenBank genome assembly.